This is a messenger RNA of Cloeon dipterum, 1770 nucleotides long. Its product is annotated as protein tumorous imaginal discs, mitochondrial-like. Gene Ontology annotation, molecular function: heat shock protein binding; ATP binding. Gene Ontology annotation, biological process: negative regulation of apoptotic process; protein folding; mitochondrion organization. Bases 54 to 1517 code for a protein of 487 amino acids. Lineage: Eukaryota; Metazoa; Arthropoda; Insecta; Ephemeroptera; Baetidae. The record is from RefSeq and is a predicted model, not a curated record. The transcript has 9 exons. Gene Ontology annotation, cellular component: mitochondrion.
GUUACAUAAACUGGCUCUUUUACAGCCCGCAUGUUUUGGUCGAUCUAGUAAACAUGACCGGGGUGUGCAGAAUUUCUCGGAUUUUCGCCAAUAGAACACAAAAUUUGGUUCCCCUUUCGAGGGCUAGCGUGUUUUCGAUCCGCCUCGGCAGCUGUUGCGUGACGUGCUCCAGGAACGGCAGCAGCUCGGCGUGGAAGAAGCGAUUCGCGCUCGCCUCACCCUGCUCCCAGUUAGGCCAGUAUCGGCUUUUCCACAAGUCGAGUCCUUUGAGUGCGGCCAAGAAGGAUUAUUACCAGGCGCUCGGCAUCGCCCGAAAUGCCAGUGUGAAGGAUAUUAAAAAAGCUUAUUACCAGUUGGCCAAAAAGUACCACCCUGACACCAACAAAGACGACCCUGACGCCGGCAAGAAGUUCCAGGAAGUCUCGGAGGCUUACGAAGUUUUGAGUGACGAAACGAAAAGGAAAGAAUACGACACAUGGGGCUCGACCUCAGAGCAAAUGGGCAUGGGUGGCGGCCCGCGUGCAGGGGGUCGAGGCUCCACAGGGAUGGGCGAAGGCUUCGGCGGCAACUGGAACUUCACAUCAAACGUGGAUCCUGAGGAGCUGUUCCGUAAAAUUUUCGGAGAUUCUGGAUUCAAGUCUGGCUUUGGCGAUUAUGAGGAUUUUGCUGAUUCUCAAUUUGGAUACGGUGCAGCUCAAGAGGUGGUAAUGAAUUUGACGUUUUCCCAAGCUGCUAGAGGUGUCAACAAAGACAUUAAUGUAAACGUAAUCGACACAUGUCCCAAGUGCAACGGGUCAAAAUGCGAAUUGGGAACAAAAGCCAUUGAUUGUCCAAAUUGUAGAGGAACAGGAAUGGAGACUGUUAACAGAGGGCCGUUCUUCGUGAGGGCCACGUGUCGGCAAUGCCACGGCACUAGCAAGUUCAUCAAAUUUCCCUGUACUGAGUGUCACGGGAAGGGAAACACUGUCCAAAGAAAGAGAGUUACUGUUCCAGUUCCGGCAGGCGUUGAAAAUGGGCAAACGGUUCGCAUGCCUGUUGGCAAAAGAGAGAUUUUCAUCACAUUCAGAGUAGAAAAGUCUGACUACUUUAAGAGAGAUGGCUCCGACAUCCACACUGAAGCAAACAUUUCCCUCGCGCAAGCAGCCCUGGGCGGCACCAUUCGCCUUCAGGGCAUUUACGAAGACCAAACAGUACAGAUUAUGCCAGGCACGUCUUCCCACACUAGAAUUCGACUAACUGGAAAGGGUCUGAAGAAAGUGAACUCGUACGGCUACGGAGACCACUACGUGCACUUGAAAAUCAAGAUUCCUCGCAGUUUUAAUCCAAAGCAAAGGGCCCUCCUUCUGGCCUACGCAGAGGUCGAGGACGACACGCCUGGCGUCAUUCUCGGAGUCUCGCAGCAGAAAGACGGUCGGAGAACGAAAGGCAAUCCCAUGGCAGGUUCAGAGGACCAGAAACAAAAAGACGAACAGGAAACGGGAUUUCUGAGCAAAAUUAAGAAAGCUAUUUUUGGUUAAAUUACUGCCGGUUAUAGUAACUGAGGUUCCAAAUUAUGUGUGGAUGAUCCUAACGGGCUGGUUUCAAGCGUGCGGGACGCGCUCAAUGGAGGAGGAAGAAAAGCUAUUGAAGCCGCCGAAACUCUUUCAGACGACGAAGAAACGAAAAGAGAGAAGGUCUGAAUGUUUGUAAAAGGUGAUAUAGUUAUGUUGGAAUUCCGCACAGCCUCUAUAGUGUUACUUCCGUAAUAAAUAAAUAAAUAAAUUGAGUUAA